Molecule: messenger RNA, 6671 nt
Organism: Loxodonta africana (African savanna elephant)
Lineage: Eukaryota; Metazoa; Chordata; Mammalia; Proboscidea; Elephantidae
Gene: ATAD2
Product: ATPase family AAA domain containing 2
Exons: 28
Coding region: 84-4220 (1378 amino acids)
Biological process (GO): positive regulation of transcription by RNA polymerase II
Cellular component (GO): nucleus
Molecular function (GO): histone binding; ATP binding; chromatin binding
Source: RefSeq, a predicted model, not a curated record
CGGAGCGCGGAAGAGGCCGAGCAGCUGCCGCCUGAGAGCCGCCCCGUCGCCCGUCUCGGCCGCUCGGAGGCAAGGCGGCGAAGAUGGUGGUCCUCCGCAGCAGCCUGGAGCUGCACAGUCCCUCCGCCGCCUCGGCCAGAGACGCCCUGGACCUGUCCAGCGAGUUCCUCAGCCUGGAGCAGAUGGGUCGCAGGCGGCUCCGCUCGGCCGGCGCGGCUGAGAAGUCGGCCGUCACCGCGGCAGCCGCGGGCGAUGGGUCUUCGGUUAAGGAAGUGAAAACCUACCACCAGACGCGCACUUUAAAGCCUUUGAGAAAAAAUGCACAGAAUUCUUCAGAUUCUAGUUUUGAUAAGAAUAUGGAAAUAAUGGAGAAACAUGCUAAUGGCAGGCAUUUUACAAGGCAGUUGGCCAGACAGCAGGCUGAUAAAAAAAAAGAAGAGUGCCAGGAAGACAAAGUGAUUCCAGUUACUCGGUCACUGAGGACUAGAAAUAUCAUUCAAACUUCAGAACAUGUGCGUGAAGAGAAUGGUGAUGUUGAAGUUCGCCGAAGUUGUAGGAUUAGAAGUCGUUACAGUACGGUGAACCAGUCCGUGCUAUUUGACAAACUUAUAACAAACACCGCUGAAGCUGUACUUCAAAAAAUGGAUGACAUGAAGAAGAUGCGUAGACAGCGAAUGAGAGAACUUGAAGACUUGGGAGUGUUUAAUGAAGCUGAAGAAGGGAAUCUUAAUAUGUAUACAAGAGGGAAACAAAAACGUAUCCAAAGAACUGAUGAAGAAACAACUGAUAAUCAAGAAGGCAGUGUGGAAUCUUCUGAAGAGGGUGAAGACCAAGAAGAUGAAGAUGAUGGUGAAGAUGAUGAUGAAGAUGAAGAAGAAGAUGAUGAAGAAGAUGGAGAAGAAGAUAAUCAGAAACGAUAUUAUCUUCGACAGAGAAAAGCUACUGUUUACUACCAGGCUCCAUUGGAAAAACCUCGUCAUCAGAGAAAGCCCAAUAUAUUUUAUAGUGGCCCAGCUUCUCCUGCAAGACCAAGAUACCGAUUGUCUUCUGCGGGACCAAGAAGUCCUUAUUGUAAACGAAUAAACAGACGAAGGCAUGCAAUUCACAGUAGUGACUCUACUUCAUCUUCCUCUUCUGAAGAUGAACAGCAAUUUGAGAGGCGAAGGAAGAGGAGCCGUAAUAGAGCUAUCAGCAGGUGCCUCCCACUUAACUUUCGGAAAGAUGAGUUAAAAGGAAUUUAUAAAGAUCGAAUGAAAAUUGGAGCAAGCCUUGCUGAUGUUGAUCCAAUGCAACUAGAUUCUUCCGUACGAUUUGAUAGUGUUGGUGGCCUGUCUAAUCAUAUUGCGGCUCUGAAAGAGAUGGUGGUUUUUCCAUUACUUUACCCGGAAGUCUUUGAAAAGUUUAAAAUUCAGCCUCCAAGAGGUUGUUUGUUUUAUGGUCCUCCUGGAACUGGAAAAACCCUGGUUGCUAGAGCCCUUGCCAAUGAGUGCAGCCAAGGGGAAAAAAGAGCAGCAUUUUUCAUGAGGAAAGGUGCCGACUGUCUGAGUAAAUGGGUAGGGGAAUCUGAAAGGCAGCUACGAUUGCUAUUUGACCAGGCCUAUCAGAUGCGCCCAUCAAUUAUUUUCUUUGAUGAAAUCGAUGGUCUGGCUCCGGUACGAUCAAGCAGACAAGAUCAAAUUCACAGUUCUAUUGUUUCCACCCUGCUAGCUCUUAUGGAUGGAUUGGACAGCAGAGGAGAAAUUGUGGUCAUUGGUGCUACCAACAGACUCGAUUCUAUAGAUCCUGCUUUACGAAGGCCUGGUCGCUUUGACAGAGAGUUUCUUUUUAGCCUACCUGAUAAAGAGGCUCGAAAAGAAAUUCUAAAAAUUCAUACAAGAGAUUGGAAUCCUAAACCACUGGACAUGUUUCUAGAAGAGCUAGCAGAAAACUGUGUUGGAUACUGUGGUGCAGAUAUUAAGUCGAUAUGUGCUGAAGCAGCUUUAUGUGCUCUCCGUCGACGCUACCCACAGAUCUACACCACUAGUGAGAAACUACAGUUGAAUCUCUCUUCGAUUAAUAUCUCAGCUAAGGAUUUUGAGGUAGCUAUGCAGAAGAUGAUCCCAGCCUCCCAAAGAGCUGUAACAUCACCUGGGCAGGCACUGUCCACCAUUGUGAAACCACUCCUGCAAAGCACCGUUCAUAAGAUCUUGGAAGCCCUGCAGAGAGUCUUUCCACAUGCAGAAAUUGGAACACAUAAAGCAUUAGACUCGGAUAUUUCUUAUCCUCUGCUAGAAAGUGACUUGGUAUAUAGUGAUGAUGAUGUCCCAUCGGUAUAUGAAAAUGGACUUUCUCAGAAAUCGUUUCAUAAGACAAAAGAAAAUUUUAAUUUUCUUCAUUUGAAUAGAAAUGCCUGUCACCAGCCUAUGUCUUUUCGUCCGAGGAUAUUGAUAGUAGGAGAGCCAGGAUUUGGGCAGGGCUCUCACUUGGCACCAGCUGUCAUCCACGCUUUAGAAAAAUUUACAGUGUAUACAUUAGACAUUCCUGUUCUUUUUGGAGUCAGUGCUACAUCUCCUGAAGAAACAUGUGCCCAGAUGAUUCGUGAAGCUAAGAGAACAGCACCGAGUAUAGUGUAUGUCCCACAUGUUCACUUGUGGUGGGAAAUCGUUGGACCAACAGUCAGAGCCACGUUUACCACAUUGUUACAGAAUAUUCCUUCAUUUGCUCCAGUUUUACUACUUGCAACUUCAGACAAACCCCAUUCUGCUCUACCAGAAGAGGUGCAAGAGUUAUUUAUCCAUAGUUAUGGAGAAAUUUUUUAUGUCCAAUUACCUGGUGAAGAAGAACGAACAAAAUUUUUUGAAGACUUAAUUCUAAAACAAGCUGCUAAGCCUCCUAUAUCAAAGAAGAAAGCAGUUUUACAGGCCUUGGAGGUACUCCCAGUAGCACCACCACCUGAACCAAGGCCACUGACAGUAGAAGAAUUGAAACGGCUAGAAGAACAAGAAGAAGAUACAUUUAGAGAACUGAGGAUUUUCUUAAGAAAUGUUACACAUAGGCUUGCUAUUGACAAGCGAUUCCGAGUAUUUACAAAGCCUGUUGACCCUGAUGAGGUUCCUGAUUAUGUCACUGUAAUAAAGCAGCCAAUGGACCUUUCCUCUGUAAUCAGUAAAAUUGAUCUACACAAGUAUCUGACUGUGAAAGACUAUCUGAGUGAUAUUGAUCUAAUCUGUAGUAAUGCUCUAGAAUACAAUCCAGACCGAGAUCCUGGAGAUCGUCUUAUUAGGCAUAGAGCCUGUGCUUUAAGAGAUACUGCCUAUGCAAUAAUUAAAGAAGAACUUGAUGAAGACUUUGAACGGCUUUGUGAAGAAAUUCAGGAAUCUAGAAAGAAGAGAGGUUGUAGCUCUUCCAAAUAUGCCCCGUCUUACUACCAUGUGAUGCCAAAGCCAAACUCCACUCCCACUGGUGAGAGGAAAUCAGACCCAGAGCAGAACGAAAAGCUAAAGGUGUCCGGCCCGCCUGUGUCUUGCAGCACACCUGCUCAAUUGAAGAGAAAAAUUCGCAAAAAGUCUAAGUGGCACUCAGGUACCAUAACGAAACGAAGGAAGAUUUCACAAGCAAAAGAUGAUAGCCAAAAUGCAGGGGAUGACAAGAUUGAGAGUGAUACAGAGGAAAAUCAAGAUACAAGCGUAGACCCUAAUGAGACUGGAAACACAGGAGAUUCUUCAGUGGAAGAAAAUGAGAAGCAGCAAAAUGCCUCUGAAAGCAAGAUGAAGUUGGGAAAUACUAGCUCUAGUAAUUGUAGUAUUGAGAAUGAACUGGAAGAAUCUAGGAAGAGUAUGACGUGUACAGAAUUGAGAAAAGAUAACACUGCUUGCAGUGGAGAUACUUCUGGCUCUCAGAUAAUAGAUAAUUUGGAUGAAAAUGAAGUAAACGAAAUGUGUGUUCUGCGAAUGACUCGAGCUAGACGUUCCCAAGUAGAGCAACAGCAGCUCAUCAGUGCUGAAAAGGCCUUGGCGAUUCUUUCUCAGCCCACACCCUCGCUUGUUGUGGACCAUGAGCGAUUGAAAAAUCUUUUGAAGACUGUUGUUCAAAAAAGUCAAAAAUACAAUAUAUUUCAGUUGGAAAAUUUGUAUGCAGUAAUCAGCCAGUGUAUUUAUCAGCAUCGCAGGGACUAUGACAAGACAAUGCUUAUUCAGAAAAUGGAGCAAGAAGUAAAAAACUUCAGUUGUGCCAGACCAUGACGUCUUCAUGUUGUCUCAUGUUCUCUCUGUUCAUUUCCUAUUUAAUUCACUUUUGAUGAAAUCGUACGUCUUUGAGGAAGAGAUUAAAAUAGUAAGAUAAAAGUAUUUAAACUGUCCUGGUAUUUAUGUACAUGUGUAAGAUAAAUUGCAGAGAUAACUGAUAAAUAUUGGAAGUUUAAGCAAGGCAUUGUAGUAAUAUCAGUGCUGUGGCAAGUCAGUAGCUGAAGUAUGGCCAUCUCUUAAUAAAGUUGUUUUAAUAACUAAUAUUUUAUGAUAGAAAAAAAAUUUUUUUUUUAAGAGUAAUUUGUGCUGUUGAUUUUUUUUGUUUCUUUUAAGCACUUUUAAUUUUAUCCUUCCUAAAAGUAGUUUAUUGAAUCAGACUAGAAGCUUACUUAACUGUUAUCUUUGCCUUCUUUUCCAUCAUCUUUUGUUUUUGUUUUUUUAAUGCCUUUCUCCCACAUUCACUUAAGAGUCAGUGUUCAAUUCAUGAUUUGUGGGAGGGCCCUUGAACAACUUCUGGCUACACCAAAAUUCUGUACUGGAGCAUCAAAAUGAAUCCUUUUUAGAUAAACAUUUUGUAAUUCUAAUUUGUGUUAAUAAAGACUUUAAAUAUUUUUCUGUUUACUUUUAUGACUAUAUCCAUAACAAAUGUAUUAAUAAUAACUACCUUGUUAAACAUCUUUUUAGUAGCACAAAGUUUUGAUAUUUGAGAACUGCUUACCUCCUUCUAAAUUUGUAUAUAGGCUGUAUCCUACAAAUACCUUUUAUAUGCAAUUGUAUAAAUAUAAAUAUUAUAAAUUUUGUAUUAAUGAUACCAAAAAUACAUUUCUUUUUUAAAGUAAUAAAAGCAUUCACCACUAUGCUUCUUUUUAAAAAGACAUUCUAAUACUAGUUUCUAAAACAGCCUCUAUUGGAAACCUUUUUCAAGAGGAAUGGGGUUGAUAAUCUAAGUGAGACAUUCUGGGACUCUUUAGAACAAUUUUGAAUCGAGCCACCUUUGUUCCUGAUUUAUCUGGAUAUUGUAUUUAAAGUCUUCUAAAAGCCAAUCACUUAGUAUCAACUUUAGUAGAUACUUCUUAUGUAAUGUAACACAAUCAUCAUAAAGCAUUGCCAGUCACUGAAAACACUUAAAUGUGUGUGUAUUUCUUGGUAUAAAUACUUCUAUUGAAGUUUAUUAUAACUUAUUCUUACAGAUGCAUCUGUUAUAACUAGGAUUUCAUUUUGUAUGUAUACCUUGUAUAAUAAACUCUAAAGAUGAAAAUUCCAUCUCAAUUUUCUUUCUAUUUCUUUAAUAUUUGAAAACAUCCUAAAGAUAAUUCUGUGAGUACAAGAGUGCAAAAUCUGUUCCUUCAUAUAUUACCAUGUGUAAUUAAAGAUGCUGACGUUGGGAUGUUUAUAUGGUACAUAAUCUUCAGCUGCAAAGACUAUCUUUCUUCCUGACCUUUCAGGACACAUUGUCUACAGAUUCAGGAAAUGCCAUACCUAUACACCUAUGUAGACUUUCAAAACUGCUGAAACUACAGGCCCAGAAUAUUUUUCUUAAUUUUUGCUCAAAAGUACUCUUUUCUUUUUUCUUGGGUACUUUGUAUCCCUCUAUAUUAGCAGGUGUCUUAGUCAUCUAUUGCUCCUAUAACAGAAAGUACCACAAGUGGAUGACUUAAACAAACGAAUUUAUUUUCUCACAGUCUAGUAGGCUAGAAGUCCAAAUUCAGGGCAUCAGCUCCAAGGAAAGGCUUUCUCUCUCUGUUAGCUUUGGAGGAAGGUCCUCAUCAACCUUCCCCUGAACUAGGAGCUUCUCCGUGCAGGAACCCUGAGUCCAGAGGAUAUGCUUGGCACCCAGCACUACUUUCUUGGUGGUAUGAGGUCCCUCUGUUUCUCUGCUCACUUCUCUCUUUUGUAUCUCAAAAGAGAUUGGCCCAAGGCACAAUUUAGUCUUGUAGAAUGAGUCCUGCCUCAUUAACCUAAUUGCCACCUAUCCCGCCUCAUGAAUAUCGUAGAGGUAAGAUUUACAACACAUCGAAAAAUCACCAUCAAUCACAAAGUGAAGGACAACCACACAAUACUGGGAAUCAUGGCCUAACCAAGUUGACACAUAUUUUGGGGGGACACAAUUCAAUCCAUGACACCAGGUGAUGAGGCAUUGGUGACUCCGUGGUAGAAUUCUCACCUUCCGAGCAGGAGACGCGGUUUAAUUGCUCUCCGGUACACCUCGUGCACAGCCACUACUUGUCUUUCAGUGGUGGAUAGCACGAUGCUAUGAUGCUGAGCAGGUUUCAGCAGAGCCUCCAGACCAAGAUGGACUGGAGAGAAAAGCCUGGCAAUCUCCUUCCAAAAGUCAGCCAGUGAAAACCCUAUGAAUCACAACAGUCCGAUCCACAACACAUCAUGUAGGUGGUGCAGUGUUCCAUCGUACAUGGGGUCGCCAUGAACCAAUGCCUGACUUGAUGGCAG